Molecule: messenger RNA, 975 nt
Organism: Trypanosoma theileri
Lineage: Eukaryota; Euglenozoa; Kinetoplastea; Trypanosomatida; Trypanosomatidae
Exons: 1
Coding region: 1-975 (324 amino acids)
Source: RefSeq, a predicted model, not a curated record
AUGGUAAUGAUGCGCCACGUGCUGUGUAUCCUCGCUCUCCUGCUCUCAUGUGCGUGUGUGCACGUCCUCGCUGAAGAAGUGCCUGCCGCCGAUCUUUCCGACCAACUCCCUGAUACGGGGAGUGAGAGUGAAAGUGGUGAUGGUAAUGGCGAUCGUAAUUGCACUAAUGGUCCUCCUAGUGAUGAUAAGUCUUCUUGUCAAAAGGUACAGGCUCCUGGUGGAAAUGAAUGCCCUGCUGAUCCUAAAGCUACUAAAGAAAAAUGUCCUCAAAUUACUACUACAACUGGACCUGGUGACGGUAGAGGAGCGUCAGGUGAAAGAGGAAAAGGAACGGAAGGAGACCGGACGCCGGGUAGCAAGAACGUUUUGGCACCGGAAACAUCUCUUCACUCUUCUGAGGCUGAACAUGUGGGAGGAGCUCCUGCGAAGCCGGGGUCAUCGUUAAAGGAUCCACUUGAGGGAAAGUCACCGCAAGAAGUUGAUGGACAUGAUUCGGAAGGUACCAAAGGUGAUCCUGGUAGUGGUACUCUUGUUGAAAAAGAAGAAUCGAGUGCAUCUUCUGCUGCAGCUUCAUCUGCUAGGGUGAGUGGUAAUGUUGAACCUGGAGGUGCACGUCAUACAGAAAGUAAUGCCAACAGCACAAGAGAAGGAACCGAAGCAACAGACGAGCAGGGUGGCGCACAAAAGUCUUCUUCUUCAAACAAUUCAGAUACAACGGGUACCGAUAAUUCGGAUACUGCAAACACUGGGAGUGGCAGUACACCUGAAGGGAGUGAGUCAGCAAGUAACCCAGCUAAUGGGGAAUCAACUACAACCACCACCACCACCACCACUACAACUACAACAACACUUCCUCCUGAACUCACAAACAACAAAAAGGGUGAUGCAGACAGCAGCAGCAGUAUCAGCAGUUCUGUGUGGGUGCGUGUGCCACUACUGAUUGUGGUUACACUGGCCUGUAUUCUUGUGUGCUGA